GUAUCAACAAAUUUCAAAACUUCUUUGAGAAUGGACUUCAACGAGGAUCUAGAAAAUUGGAUGGGGAAAUUGCCACAGGAAUUGAAGAUGGUCCCGAUCAUAAAUCUCGCAAUUCCGGGCUCACAUGAUACUAUGUCGUAUGGAAUCAAAAACAAAGCACCAAUUGCUCCCGACGCGGAACCGAUUGUGGCAACACUUAACAAAUUUAUACCCUGCAUAGUAAAACGUUGGGCUGUUACUCAGCGGUUGGACAUAAUCGAACAGUUGAAAUGUGGGAUAAGAUACUUCGAUCUAAGAAUUUGUAUGAAAAGGCCCGAGGACAAGUUCUUCUUUGUGCAUGGAUUGUUUUGCGAGGAAAUCACGGACUCACUGGAACAACUGAAGGACUUCCUCCGCACUCAUCCACGAGAAUUUGUUAUACUAGAUUGUCAACAUUUUUAUCUCUUCAAUCCAACAGACCACUGCAUGCUUUCAGCUGAAUUGAAUCGAAUUUUUGAUAAGAAAAUAUACUCUCGUAAUGUUAGCCAAUUGAAAGAUUGCACUCUUGAGUCUGCUACUAGUAGUGGUAAGCAGGUGCUGAUCGUAUACCGUAGUGAUGCGUGUGUAAAUGAUCGAUUUUGGCUUAGUCAGGAUUGGCCGACACCCUGGCCUAAUGAAAUAAAGGUUAAGAAGCUACGACAGUACCUGGACGAGUCGCUGGCACAACGCAAUCCAGAUACCGGUUAUGUUUCGCAAUGCGUCCUUACACCCACUGUUCGGUACAUUGUACCACGGUUUAUUUCUUCGCUGCGAACCACCUGUGCAAAAGAAGUAGACAAAAAGCUUACCGAUUGGAUCAAAAUGCAGACACCAGGAUUAUUUGGUCCCGAUGAAAAACCCAAAUCAAAUGUAUUCUUAGCCGAUUUCAUUGAUAUUAAGGAUAGCAAUUUCUCCAAAAUUGUCAUAGCACUAAAUAAAAAAAUUCUUGAUCAAAGUAAUAGUGCAGAAAGCUCUCCGUCUCAUAAGAGCACUUAAAUCGCCAAAGGAAAAAGUUUAUCGCGGACAAUCAUGGUAAUGUUGAAGUCUUCUUAACGAACAAAUUGUAGUUGUUGCAGGUCAGCACAAUCUGAUGUAGAUAGGAAAAUUUAUUUUCAAUGUUUAGAAUUAGAAUCAAUGUAAAUGUUUUCUGUGAUGAUACUUUAAUGCGUGCGUACUCACUUUUAUUAGGCUAAAUUUCUGGGAGCAGUUCCGUGCAAAAUUGGGUAACCGUUGUCCGGGAUCUUUCCAGUAUCAAUAUUUUUUUUAAAUAAGUAUGAAGUGCUAACCGAAAUCUUAAAUGUUUAAAUACAUAGUUAACUUUUUCUUGUAUUACAAUAUAAAGAAAUUUAAUGCACAAGAUGUUUGAGCUUAUGUCCCAGCAAUUGCAUGAGUUUUUGGCUUUAAAAUUGAAUUCGUUUUUUAAGCAAAAAUAUUUUUUUCGACAUAUUUGACUAAGCUGAUCCUAGAAAAAUUAAGUAUUGGUUAGCUGCUUAGUCUAUCUACAAAACUUUAUUGAAACUCAAAAGGGUCGGGACAACAGAGAUGGUUGUUUUGUACGAAUUUGCUCAUUGUAAACUUCCAAUUACACACACGGCUUAAUUUGCAGCCUAAUAUUUAUAUCAAAAAUAAUACUAAAAUCUAUCAAUGUAUUUAUUCUCAAAAAAGCAACAACAGUAUUCAAGAAUAAUUAAAUAUUAAGGUUAUAUCAAAUAGCAGUCAUCAUUGCGAGAACAAUCAGUUCUUCAACAUUAUACUAUACACUGACACUCAAUUUACAAUUUCAAUUGAUUCUCACUCAGGCCUGAGCUCCCAGGACAAAAAAAUAGCAAAAAUUUAUUUACCAUAGGUUAGGAUAGUUUAGGACUUACAUGUUCAUAUUCGUCACUACAGACCAAGUCAAUUCAUUCGAAAGGGUUCGCCAAAACCAGCUGGAGUCAGAGCGAAAAGACAUCACGCGCCACCGUACCUCCUAGCUCAGCCAAAAGCGAAGCAAAAAGCCAUGUUUGCGCUUCCUCUCAGUUAAUGCCCCAUUUCAUAGCUAGAUUUUAAAAAAAUGGUAUUUUGAAAUCGUAAAAUCGACUUGGAUUAGCAGUCACAGACCACCCUAGUCUCAACUCACGUUCAUGCAACGGUUUGACAUGGACGCUUAUCUUCUCUAAAAUGUGUAAUAGGUAUAAGAUUGAUAUUUAGGAAAUCGACAGAAAAAAGAUGUACCUUUUUUAUAAAAAGAAUAUGGAAUUGGUAUAUUAUAGUCUUAUUUUCUGCAAACACGCUUCAACGUUUUCGGGGAGUCUAUUUUUCUGGGAGCUAGUGGGCAUGGAAUUUUUGAUUAGGCAAUAUCGGUACAAAAAAUAAACUUUUAACAGAUAUUUUAGUGAAGCAAGGUUGACUAACGCUCAAAGAUUAAUUAUAGGUAAAUCUACGGGCUACCGGAUUAAAAAAAUCUAAGCAGAGUACAAGUAUCAUGCGUUGGUGUUAUUUUUCCAAUUACACAUAAUUUACACCUAUUAAAAAGUAUUCAGAAUUCAAUCGCAUCUUACUUACGCAGUCGCUUUAGUUAUAUUGUAGUUGACCAUUCCUUUAUAUGCAUCAUUGACAUCACAUUCUGUAAUAAUGUAUGAAACAAAGCAUGCAAAAUCAAAAGACAACGGAUCUCAAUUUAAUUCAGUCUUUCUUGGGACCGCAGCUUCUAUGUUGCGUCCAAUAAAGUUGCAUCUUUAGUUCAAAAUUGGAAAUUUGGAGACACCAGUUUCACUUUUAAAAAGCAACACAAUAAAAAUUUAUUUAUUUGCAUUUUACCGGACGAAAAUUUUGAUCGCUUUCAAAGAGCUUUAUUAGACUGAUGUUAGCAAAACUUUUAUUACUGCUUGGUUUAAAAUGGUAGGUAAUCUUUUUCAUAGUUGGGAAAUAUUGAAAUAGAUAGCUAUUUAGAUUAAACUUUCUGUAUAUAUAUUCAAUACAGGUACCACUUACUUUCCAAAAACUAUGCAUAAAAUAUUGCCAUCAUAAAAAAACGUUCAAAAACAAAUUAACACGACAUUAUACAGGCACCGUACAAAAACGCAAUUUGUGAUAAAAUUUGAUG
Molecule: messenger RNA, 3103 nt
Organism: Sabethes cyaneus
Lineage: Eukaryota; Metazoa; Arthropoda; Insecta; Diptera; Culicidae
Product: PI-PLC X domain-containing protein 2
Exons: 2
Coding region: 31-1014 (327 amino acids)
Biological process (GO): lipid metabolic process
Molecular function (GO): phosphoric diester hydrolase activity
Source: RefSeq, a predicted model, not a curated record